AUGUUAAGUUCCGCUUUAUAUCCAGUUUUACUCUUGAUUGCAGCUUCAAAUGCAUUCAUUUCAAACAUUCCUGAAAUUAACAAGUUAAGCACCUCAGGCAACGCUAAGAUUGUUGGUGCUGGUAUCAAGACACCACAAGACUUGUUGUAUUCCGGUGAUUAUGUUUGUGAUAAGUUUUCAUCAACUAUUCAAGGUUCUAACGACACUACUGAAUUCCCAAUUGACUUCAAUUUAUAUGUUGCUAACAACGCCAAGGCACCGGAAGAAAACUACACUGUUGAUUUGUAUUUCAAAAACCCAAAUCAUCAAUCUUUAAAUGACUUUGCUAUUUUAAAUGCUUCUGACUCAGAAACAGUCUUAGAACGUUACAACCCGCAAUUGAUUUCGAAACAACCAGGUUUCGGCGUUGAAUUCAAAUUCAACUUUGCUAAGGGUUUAUUAUGCCAGUUCUUAUAUCAAUUUACCGUCAUGUACCAAUUAGAAAGACAACAAGAUCACUCAAAGACUUCAGACAAGAUCUUCCUUGUCGGCUCAUGUCAAGAAAAUAAGCUUUACCACCCAGAUGCUUACAACGAUUUAGUUUCUCAAGGAUUUAGAUGCGUUGAAUACAACUCUGGAUUCAAGUAUGACGGAGGUAAGGACUGGUGUACCGAAUUUUACCCAUCCGACCAAUGCUGCAAAUCAUACCAGAAUGAUGAAUUAACAGAUAGAGAUACAUGUCCUACUAAUGGCUCAUCAUCUUCUGUUGGCUCUGCUUCAAGCACAGGAUUUGCUCCAACCACCUUCAGCACCAUAAGCACCCAAUCAUCUGGCCAAGCUUCAUCGGAAUCCUCUGUUGUUGGGGGUUCUCCAGGCCAAGCUGCCCCAGGCCAAGCGGGUCCAGGUCAAAACGGUCCAGGUCAAUCAGGACAGUUUCAAUCAUGA
Molecule: messenger RNA, 924 nt
Organism: Debaryomyces fabryi
Lineage: Eukaryota; Fungi; Ascomycota; Pichiomycetes; Serinales; Debaryomycetaceae
Exons: 1
Coding region: 1-924 (307 amino acids)
Source: RefSeq, a predicted model, not a curated record